Molecule: messenger RNA, 261 nt
Organism: Besnoitia besnoiti
Lineage: Eukaryota; Apicomplexa; Conoidasida; Eucoccidiorida; Sarcocystidae
Exons: 1
Coding region: 1-261 (86 amino acids)
Source: RefSeq, a predicted model, not a curated record
AUGUUGCCGUUCGUGUCUAUGGGUCUUUUCUGGAAGCUGUUUCCUGGCUUCGCGCGCGACAAAUGCAAGUGCUACUUUCAGUACAUCGGUGCGUCUUUCGCCUGGGGAACGGGCCUGGUCGCUUACAGCGCGCGGAAGGACUACUCGGAGAGAUUCACGAAGCCUGGCCUUUUCUACAAAAUGCAUCUGAACAAACUCCUGCGCACGGGAAAGAUUGACCAAGAAAGGUACAACAGCCUGCUCACGGGCGCGGUCCACUGA